Molecule: messenger RNA, 1933 nt
Organism: Nanorana parkeri
Lineage: Eukaryota; Metazoa; Chordata; Amphibia; Anura; Dicroglossidae
Gene: ARHGAP1
Product: Rho GTPase activating protein 1
Exons: 13
Coding region: 223-1542 (439 amino acids)
Biological process (GO): negative regulation of endocytic recycling; small GTPase-mediated signal transduction
Cellular component (GO): cytoplasm
Molecular function (GO): GTPase activator activity
Source: RefSeq, a predicted model, not a curated record
ACCCCGUGACUUGAGGUGACUCCACCCCCUCGGCUGUGGAGAAUAUUGACGGGGCAGGGUAGAGGCGGGUUUUGGUUGUUAUGGCGACCUGGCUUUCCUUUCCGCCCAGAAGCCGGAUAUCUGACAGUGACUGGGAUAGACGGGAGGAGUUGAGGCGAGAGAGCGGCUCGGGCUCAUACACUUUACAGCAGCCAGCCGGGACCCGCCGCGGGCUGAGCAAACAUGAUGAACUCCGAUGCCCUGGUGGACCUAACUGAUGAUUUGGAAAGAGAUGAAACCACACAUUCCCUGGAGCAACUGAAACUGGCAUCCGUAGAUGACCGAAACUGGCCCUCUGAUGAUGUUCAGGACUUCCCCAAGCCGGCUGGUGACUCCAAGCUUUCCCCUGAUCCCAUCAUCCACCUUCGCUGGGAUGAUCCUUAUUAUGACAUUGCCAGACAUCAAAUUGUGGAAGUGGCAGGCGAUGACAAAUUCGGGCGCAAGAUUGUCAUGUUCAGCGCCUGCCGCCUGCCUCCGUGUCACCAGCUCGAUCACGUUAAACUUCUGGAGUAUCUGAAGCACACAUUGGACCAGUAUGUGGAAAGUGAUUACACGCUGAUCUACCUGCACCAUGGCCUGACCAGUGAGAACAAGCCAUCUCUGGGCUGGCUGAGAGAUGCGUAUCGAGAGUUUGACCGCAAGUACAAAAAGAACAUCAAGGCUUUGUACAUUGUCCACCCCACGAUGUUCAUCAAGACCUUACUGGUUCUGUUUAAACCUAUUAUCAGCUUCAAGUUUGGUCGGAAGAUUUUUUAUGCAAAUUACCUGAGUGAAUUGGAUGAGAUUAUCAAGAUGGAGCAGUUGGGGAUCCCCAAAUCAGUACUCGAGUAUGACAAGCUUAUCCGCUCUACAAUGAAGACCCAACCAGCCAGUCAGAAGACUGCUCCUCCCCGGCCGCCUCUGCCUAACCAGCAGUUCGGUGUCUCUCUGCAGCAGUUGAGGGAGAAGCGCCCAGACAAUGAGAAGAUUCCCCAUGUUAUACAGGAGACAGUGCUCUAUCUUCGACAGAAUGCUCUUGACACGGAGGGGAUAUUCCGGAGGUCGGCCAGCACUCAAGUGGUGCGAGAAAUUCAGCAGAAAUGCAACACAGGAACUCCCAUCAGUUUCGUGGAGUACAAUGAUGUUCACCUGACAGCAGUUAUUCUCAAGACAUUCCUCCGAGAGCUGCCAGAGCCGCUUCUGACAUUCAAACUUUACAAAUAUGUUGUUGACUUCUCCAGUAUAGAACCAGAGAAGCAAGUGGAAUCCACUCGGGAAGUUCUGAAGACGUUGCCUGAGGAAAACUAUGAGGUCCUGCGGUUCCUCACAGAGUUUCUUGUGGAGGUUUCUGCUCGGAGCUCUGAGAAUAAGAUGACCAACACUAACCUGGCGGUGGUAUUCGGGCCAAAUUUCAUGUGGGCGAAAGACGUGGCCAUGACCCUAAAAGCCAUUAAUCCCAUCAACACCUUCACCAAGUUCUUGCUGGACAACCAGAAGGAGCUGUUUGAAGAACGUUCUUUGUAAACCAGUAUGUUGUCACUGCAGCACUCCGCCACUGCCAAUCUGACGCCACACAACCACCUGCCCCGCAGCACUGUUCCGUUCCAUUCUGUAUGUAAACACCUAUGUGUGACGUGUUGGAGCUGGCAUCUCCAACUUAAAUUACAGCACAAAUACCCUUCUAGUUGAAGCCGCCCAUGUGUCUACUCGGUGUAUGCCGCUCGGUGACAGCUGAUGCCUCUGGCAGGCUUAAGCAUUUUUGUGUUGUGUGAUCGUUGUGAUGUUCAAUGGCAUGUUGGGUGUGAGGUGUUGUGUUUUGGUGUAAAGACCCCAUACAGUUGUUGAAGGGGAACCUUCUAUCCUAUAAUACUCCUCUCCCCUAGUUGGAAUACUUGCACGCUUUUUGACAAUUUUA